AUGACGAUUCAACCGGUCGUUGACGCUCACGUUCAUUUUUGGCACCCAGAUGAAGUGUAUAUACCCUGGAUAUCAGGUACCGAGCAUAAGGACGCCAAGGAAUAUGCCCAGGAAGCGAAAAGAGUGGGUGUUCAUUAUGUUAUCUAUGUUGAAACAAAUGUGGAUUCACAUCAUGGAUUAGUGGAAGCUGAAUGGAUCAAUCGCUAUGCAGACAGUUUAACAGCCAGUGCUACUUUUGGGGGAAUCGGCGGGAUUGUUGCGUUUGCACCUGUACAUCAGGGUAGGCAUGUGAGCUCGUACUUGCGUACACUAAUACGACUCGUUGGAACAAAGCUGAAGGGAGUGAGGUAUUUGAUCCAAGACUCGUCAGGUGAUCCCAAAAGAGUGUGUCAUCCUGAUUUUGUUCAAGGUGUACAAAUACUCGGACAGCACAAUCUGAGUUUUGAUUUAACCAUCAACUGUAAUGACUGUCCAGAACAGUUUCCACCACUGAAAGAGUUAGUGGGUCAAUGCCCACUUGUUCAAUUUGUGCUUGAUCACAUGGCUAAACCUCCAUGUGAUAGUCAACCGGGAGAAGCAGCGUUUGAAUUUUGGAAGUCUGAAAUGGAAGCAUUGGCUCGCUAUGAGAAUGUGUGUUGCAAAUUAUCUGGCUUGCUAACGGAGUUGAAGAAGGAGCAUAAGCGAAGUAAAGCAGCAAUGACCAAGCAACUGACACCAUUUAUUCAAGUUGCUCGAGAUUGCUUUGGCCCAGAUAGACUUAUGUUUGGAAGUGAUUGGCCCAUGUGUACCUUGGCUGCGUCUUGGCAAGAAUGGUUUGAGGUCCUGAGCGACAUCGUAGAUCAUUGGACAAAUGAAGAUAAGCAAAAACUGUUUGUUACGAACGCAGUACGUAUUUACAGAUUACAAUCGCCGACUGUGUAA
Rhizopus microsporus ATCC 52813 is the source of this 921-nucleotide messenger RNA. RefSeq names its product amidohydrolase 2. Gene Ontology annotation, molecular function: hydrolase activity. The record is from RefSeq and is a predicted model, not a curated record. The coding region runs from base 1 to 921 and encodes 306 amino acids. The transcript has a single exon. Lineage: Eukaryota; Fungi; Mucoromycota; Mucoromycetes; Mucorales; Rhizopodaceae.